This is a messenger RNA of Parathielavia appendiculata, 888 nucleotides long. RefSeq lists its product as uncharacterized. Lineage: Eukaryota; Fungi; Ascomycota; Sordariomycetes; Sordariales; Chaetomiaceae. The record is from RefSeq and is a predicted model, not a curated record. Bases 229 to 825 code for a protein of 198 amino acids. The transcript has 2 exons.
CGCCCACGCCCGCCACGUGACGCAAUCCAUCGCGUGCUUGUUGGAGAGGAAAGUGCCGAAGGGAGAGGACCUCGUAUUGGGCCCUGCACGUGAUGAUGUGCUUCGCCUUCAUGCCAAGGCAUUCGAGUUGGAGUCUGACUCAACUCACCAACCUCAACACACCAUCCAGCAUUGCGCGUCAUCUACACAAACAUUCACCAUCAUCGACAAGAAAAAACUCGCCCAACAAUGACCCUCAUCACCCUCGCCAUCCGCGAGGAGCUCACCGCGCUCUACUCGGCCCCCACCCGGCAUUACCACUCCCUCAACCACAUCACCGCCCUCCUCGCCCUCCUCUCCGCCCACCGCCACCGCUUCGCCGACCCAGACGCAGUCGAGGCAGCCAUCUGGUUCCACGACGCCAUCUACGACGCCCGCGCUCAGGGCUCUGCCAACGAGAAGCACAGCGCCGAUCUAGCAGUCGCCCGUCUGGCCGGCCUGGUCGAUGCCAGACGUCUGGGGUGGAUCCGCACCGUCAUCGAGGCCACGGCGACGCACACCCUGCCCACGGGCCUCGACGACGGCGAGGCCAGCGAUGCGGCGCUGUUCCUGGAUAUGGACUUGAGUAUUCUUGGGGCUGACGAGGUCGAGUUUGAUGAGUAUGAGGCUGCUGUGCGGAGGGAGUACCAGUUUGUCGAUGACGAGGGGUGGAGAGCAGGCAGGGCGGCUGUUUUGAGGAAUUUCUUGAAGCGCCAGAGGUUGUACCAUUCUGACUUGUUCCGGGGUUUGUAUGAAAAUGCCGCGAGAAGGAAUCUGACGCGGUCGUUGCGGCGUCUUGAGUCGUAGGGGCGGGCUGAUAGUGUUGAUUUAAGUCACGGAAGCUGGAGGUCCAAGGCGGUGCUUGUUUGC